Molecule: messenger RNA, 568 nt
Organism: Racocetra persica
Lineage: Eukaryota; Fungi; Glomeromycota; Glomeromycetes; Diversisporales; Gigasporaceae
Source: the annotation of a GenBank genome assembly
AUGUUUAGUGAGCAACAAAAAAAGCAAAUUUAUGAGAUUCUAACUAACUUGCCCGCUAAAGAAGAAAUUAUUUACUAUCCUCGAGUCAGCAGUGACUAUGUUUUAAAAAAAUUUUAUGAAGAAUUUAAAGUAAUAAAAUUAAACAAUAUGAAAAAGAAGAAAUUAUUACCAGUUCACCCUGGCGAGAUUUUGCGAGAAGAGUUAUUGAUUCCUUUACAAAUAACUCCGGAAGAACUAGCUAAGGAAAUUGAAUUUCCGUUGGAAAAAAUUCAAGAAAUAUGUAAGGAGAGAGAAAAUAUCACUCCGGAUUUAGCUGCUCGUUUAGCUAUCUUUUUUGACAGCACGGCCCAAUUUUGGAUGAAUAUGCAAAGGUCCUAUGAGGAAAAACUUUUAGCUGAUAAGCUUGCGGAGUUGCGAAAGAGUUUGGCUAACGAGUUAGAACUUCCUCCUAAAUCUAAUUGGAAAAAUAUCGAAAAGGUUUUGCGACGAAAGUUAAAAAUUUUGCUUGAUGCUGAGAAAUGGCAAGACUUACAAAUUUUUCCUAAUAACAAACCAGAAAAAUUACGAG